Molecule: messenger RNA, 2453 nt
Organism: Cololabis saira (Pacific saury)
Lineage: Eukaryota; Metazoa; Chordata; Actinopteri; Beloniformes; Belonidae
Exons: 5
Coding region: 704-1705 (333 amino acids)
Source: RefSeq, a predicted model, not a curated record
UUUAACUAGAAAUAAGACAAAUAUUCUUGUUAAGAUUUUGAGUGAACAAUAUUAGUGGCUUGAUAUUCUGUGCACUGUUUUUGUUCACAGUUCUGCAGGUUUUACAGUUCACUCACUUGCACUUUUUUGGUUGGUUUACAUUUUAAAUGAUCAUGAAAAUUUUUUUUGUCUGCUAAAACUAUUUGAAACUUUUUUAAACUGCUUAAAACUACCUGUUUGUUGUGCCAUUUUCUAUAUGGCUUUUGUUAAAACAUGCUAUUUGCUUUAUUUGUUAAUAAAAAAAAAACCUAAUCUCUGGGUUCUUUCUAUUUUAUUCCAGAAGGGAGGGGGGAUCUUCUGAUUUAAAAAAUCGUGAUUAAAAAUCGAGAUCGUUCAAUAUGGGAAAAAAAAUCGUGAUCACUUUUUUUGCCAUAUCGCCCAGCCCUUGCUACAACUUUUGAUGUAAACGAAGAUGAAAAACUUAAUAUGUCAGUAACGUUAUAGGUCCCUAUAUCAGCAAUGUUUUGGAGUGUUAGUGAAGUUAAGCAAGUUGAAAUAUAAUGAUGUGCCAGCCCCCGGCUAGCAACAGAAGUAUUGUUAGGCUAAGAUGUGUUAGGGUGAGAGAGUUGAAAUGUUUUCAAUGUAACGUCAGGUUCAUGUUGAGGGACAGGCAGUAAAAUACAGCAGCUGCCAGUGCCCAAUCGGCAAGGACAAGUGCCACCAUAUGGCAGCUCUGCUGAUCUGGACAGAAAAAAAUGUGUCCCGCACCGAUGUCGAGUGUGUGUGGAAGAGGCCGAAGAUGCUGAAGGCUGACAUCACACCUAAGCGAGUGUCUGUGAUGGCACCAUCCACAACACAAGCUGGAAUAAAAAGAUCUGUCACCCAGGAGGACAAGGACUGGGUACGGGCAUCCCUGUCACAGCUUGGGCGUUUUACUGGAAUGGGAUGGAUUUUGAGCCCAGAAACUCCUCAGACUCUCCCUAUCAAGACCUUUGAGGGGCUGUUGACCAACCCAGGUUAUAGCCAAGCAGAGGACAAGGCUCUUUAUUUAUUGUCAUCACUUGCAGUCACUGAGCAGGAGAAGCAGCAGAUAGAGAGAGCCACAGUUGGGCAGGCAAAGAACGCAUUGUGGUCAGCAUAUCGGCAAAAAAGGAUCACAGCAAGCAACUUCGGUUUGGUCUUGGCAGCAGUGAAGCGGAAGUCCUACCCUCCUUCCUUAUUUAAAACACUGCUUGGCCAGUACAACCUCAAAGAAGGAUCCAAAGCAUGUGACUGGGGAAUCCACCAUGAGGCAAGGGCAAAGCAACAAUUCACGGAGCGCACAGGUGUUGUCAUCCAGGAGAGGGGAUUGUUCUUGUCUCACAGCGGUCUACUCGGUGGUUCUCCAGAUGGGACUGUAUCUGAUGACUGCAUCGUUGAGGUGAAAUGUCCGUGGUCAGCCAGAGCCAAUACCAUCCUACAAGCAGCAGAGAGUAGGGACUUCUUCUUGGAGUUGGAUGAAGAAACUGGUACCCUGGCACUAAAACAACGCCAUAACUACUGGCAUCAGAUCCAGGGCAACCUACACCUGACUGGAGCUAACAGUUGUCACCUCAUUGUAUGGACUCCUCUUGACCUUGUCAUCCUGCCAGUGCUCAAAGAUCCGACAUGGGCUCUUAACAUUGGUAUUCUGGAAACAUUUUUUAAAGAGUGUUUCCUUCCAAACAUUGUGUCAGUUUUAAAUUAAAAACAAAAAGGAGGAGAGGCCAGCAACACUUGGUGUCCUUCUUGAUGACUUUUAUUAACUCAUUGACUGCCAGCCAUUUUCAGAGUAGACAGCUCCAUACUGCCAGAGUUUUUGGGCAUUUUGGCUGAUGUUCAAAGACCCACAGAAUAUUGAGUUUUAGGAGUACAUAAACAUUGAUGGAUCACUCAUCCAAAUAGACACUUUGCUGCCAACUACUGGCCUGAUAUUUACUGACAAGUUGCGCCAGCAUGCAAUGGCAGUGAACGGUUGUAAAUAGAUUGAUGCCAAUCGGCGUCAAUGGCAGUGAAUGUGUUGAUGAACUGCGUUGGUGCUUACCCUAUUACACGGACUGUUUUCAACAGGUCUUCUUCAGUGUGUCACACUGAAGAAGACCUGUGUCGAAACCAGUCUGUGUAAUAGGUCAUAUAAGUCAUCACCAAGGACACCAAGUGUUGCUGGCCUCUCCUCCUUUUGUUCUAAGUACAUGUUUUACUUAAGUACAGUUCUGAGGUACUUAUAUUUUACUUGAGUAUUUCCGCUUUGUCCUACUUUUUACUUCCACUCCACUACAUUUCUUGUAAAUAUUUUUUCUGGUAAAUAUUGUAAAUAUUAUAAACAUUUUUUCUGGUAAAUAUUGUACCUUCUACUCCACUACAUUUAUUUGACAUCUUUACUUUUCAGAUGAAGAUUUGACGAUGUUAAUGUCUGCACUUGAACAUACCCUACAUUCAUGAUCUGUAAAUACUAA